UAUCCAACCAAACCAAAUCAUCUCGAAGAAAUUAACAGAAUUUCAUUGUUUCUCCAUACUCUCCUUCCUUCCUGCUUCUCCAUUCAUAAUAUUCUCUCUCAAAACUCUGGGAAUUUAGGGGUUGGGAAAGAGAAGGAAGAUGAUUGAGGUGGUUCUUAAUGAUCGUUUAGGAAAGAAGGUGAAGGUCAAGUGUAACGAGGAUGACACAAUCGGCGACCUAAAGAAGCUGGUGGCGGCUCAGACCGGAACCAGAGCUGAUAAGAUUCGAAUUCAGAAGUGGUACAACAUCUACAAAGACCAUAUCACUCUCAAGGACUACGAGGUCCAUGACGGCAUGGGCCUCGAGCUCUACUACAACUGAUUUCGCAUCUUUUGGUUUUUUGUUCCUAUUUCUAAGGAAGGACUCUUAUAUUUCAAUCAACGUUUCUUGUUCAAAAUUAGAGCAACAACUGUACUUAUGUCUCUGUUCUACUCUUUAUUUUUUUGUAAUGAUAAAUCGAAACUAUAUAUAGUGUAAUUAUGUUAUGAUGUAUUAACGUUAUUGGAGGUUAAUUGCUGGGAGACAGUGAAAUGUCAUUCUGGGGAUUUCUGAAUUUCUAAUGUUGCUUGUGGAUCAUUGUAAGGAUUAUCAGUUAAAGAACGUAACUUUUGGUUUUGAUCUGAUUAUAUGUGAAGGCUGUAUGUAUUAUUUAUAGUAGUUAACUGGAAGUAAUUUCUUGUUGUUUUCUGUUUAA
Cannabis sativa is the source of this 734-nucleotide messenger RNA. Its product is annotated as ubiquitin-like protein 5. Bases 140 to 361 code for a protein of 73 amino acids. Gene Ontology annotation, biological process: mRNA splicing, via spliceosome; protein modification process. Lineage: Eukaryota; Viridiplantae; Streptophyta; Magnoliopsida; Rosales; Cannabaceae. Gene Ontology annotation, cellular component: cytoplasm; nucleus. The transcript has a single exon. The record is from RefSeq and is a predicted model, not a curated record. Gene Ontology annotation, molecular function: protein tag activity; protein binding.